Molecule: messenger RNA, 349 nt
Organism: Neurospora hispaniola
Lineage: Eukaryota; Fungi; Ascomycota; Sordariomycetes; Sordariales; Sordariaceae
Exons: 1
Coding region: 21-251 (76 amino acids)
Source: RefSeq, a predicted model, not a curated record
GGAUACUGCUGGUAUUGGGUAUGUGGAGUGGCGGGGAAGUGCCCAGGUCCCUGGCUUGCCACUCUGCGAUUUUGGGUGCAAAAGAGUUGGUGAAACCUACACUGACCGAGCUCAAUUCACUUUCGAAAGAAUUUACGACGGUCGAUCGCCGGGUGUCUUUUUUCAUACUUCAAUUAGCGGCCUCUGAGCCGUACAUUAACUUCAAGUUACAACCAGGGUUGGAGUUGUGGGUAAGAUGGUGUAGAUCCUAAGCUUGGCAACAAGUGUCUCUGGGGUUAAUUAAAGGGUCGAGUGUUGGAGCAUCUUUGGGAGAUUUCGAUGCAUGUUGGAAGAAUACUAGUUGUAUGGC